CUUCCAUACCUUUAGUGUUCAUGGUUGAUGAUCUACCAAUUGCCAUUCCAGCGCUCUUCCCACGGCCAUGUGAAGCGUUUUCGGUUCAUGUCAAUUCCAGAAGUCCACAACUCGUUCAUUUUCAAUCUUAGCAAUCUAACACAGUCGCAACAGUUUCAGCCUAUUUCAAAUUUACGACGGCGGCCGGUGAUGGUUUGAGUUGCCGUGCUUUCCAACUUUCAGUCGUGGUAUAAUCUAGAAGAAAUUCUGAUCCCGAUACUGCUCAAGAUCAAGUACAGCGCAAGGCAACAGGAUUUCUUCUCUUCUCGUUCAUUUCAAGUCGCCAAACAUGCCUUUCUCUUCCUGGUUCUUUCCUCCCAGACCCAAGCUCGAAGUACCCGACGGUGACAACGAUGGAGGUUCCGAUCGACCAGCAUCGCGUUCAGCUAUUGACGAUAUGGAUUUUGAGGCUAUUGCUGACAAGGUCGAAAACCUCCAGCUCGAACUGGCCUAUGCAUAUGACCUGUGUGAACAAGCCAACCUACAGUUCGACAAAUAUCGUGUUCAACUUCAAGAUCUUAAACAGGACUUGGGAACUGAACGUGCCUCGAACGCCAUCCUCAAGGAUAUGCUGAGUCAGGAGAGGAAGAAUUCUGCCAUGCUCAAAGCGCAAUUCAAUUUCGCCAAUCAAGAGGUGAAGCGGCAAAGGGUUCUCGCGAGCCAGUUGCAAGCAAGAUUGAAUACCGAGACUGCUUCGCUGAAUGCUAUGACUAAACAUGCCCGCGCCGUUGAAAACCGGUUCGUGGAAACUCAAUUCGAUCUCGAAUAUCUGAAAUGUACGACGGAUGCGGAGAAACUAUCACAAGCGCCGACAAUCCAGAGCAAGGACUCCCCCAUUCCAGCGCAGCCAUUUGUGGUUGUUCUUGUGGAUGGUGACGCCUAUCUGUGGUCACACGAUAUUUUCCUGAACGAGAAUCGCAUGCUCGGAGGCACUCGCAUAGAGCCUGGCGGUCUUGCGGCGACACGGAUCAAAAACGAAGUUACGAAAUACAUCAUGGAGCAAGCUCCAUCAAUACCUGUUACGUCAAAGGUCAUCACACGAGUCUUUUGCAACUUCGGGACAUCCGAACGUCGAAUGCUCUCUCGGCAAAGAGUACGGAGCACUGCAGUGGGCUUGCGUGAAUUCGCAAUCCAGUUCACUGAGAGAGUACCGCUGUUUGACUAUUUCGACGCCGGAAGAGGUAAAGAACGAGCAGAUGACAAGAUCAGAGAGAACUUCCAUCUCUUUCUGUCCACUCCGAAUUGCCAUGCAGUUUUUGUCGCAGCAUGUACCGAUAAUGGAUUUGCCCGAAUGCUGGAACAAUAUGCAGAUCAUCCUUUUGCCAACCAGAAAAUCAUCCUGGUCUCCCCCGGCUACACGGCUCUCGAAUUCGAGAGAUUCCACUUCAAGCACGUCGAAUGGCCGACUGUAUUUGCCGUCAAGACCAUGCCCCGGGAAACGGCCAUCAAGCGCGAUAAGGUUUUGCAAAAGCAAAGGGUGCAGAAAAUCUUCGCACUUCGAGGCUUGACACUUGGUGUGCCGCAGAUCGAGACCGAAGUCGACUACCAUGAUCUAGUCAUGAAUAUGUUGCCAAAAUGGAACAUGAAUGACGCUAAGAUUAACGUUUCAGAAGAUGUUGAAGUCAGGAUGAAGCAAGGAGUUGGAUCUGACGCCGAAUGGAAAAGCAGUGGAAUUUCGCCAGGCCUUCCGGGGGAUGAGGACGUUGAUUGAAGCCGCUGUUCGGAUUCAACUGAGUCACAUAUGCAGACAACGCCAGUCCGCGCUGCAUAGAAACCCUGACAAUAGGAGUUGUCAGUCCUACGCCGUGGUUUCGAGCUUGUAGUGGCACAAGCACGGAUAUACGGGCGCAGCAUCCUUCGCUGCGUGACAGAAGGGCUCGUGGAGGGCUUCAAUUGCUGCUUUACUGAAUGAUGAUAUUCAAUGGAGGAUUCUGUCCACCAACGAUCGCUGACGAACGUAUGAGAAUGUGCUGGCACCGACAAUAUUGGGUUUACAUGGACCGAAACUACGUGUUUAGAAGCAGAGUCUGAUAGAAGGAUGUUGUCGUUCCAAUGACUUCGAGGCGCUUACUUGCGAUCACAUAAACGAUAUCUCGUACCUGAUCCGCCAAUGUCUUAC
Exophiala xenobiotica is the source of this 2158-nucleotide messenger RNA. RefSeq lists its product as uncharacterized. Lineage: Eukaryota; Fungi; Ascomycota; Eurotiomycetes; Chaetothyriales; Herpotrichiellaceae. The record is from RefSeq and is a predicted model, not a curated record. The transcript has 3 exons. The coding region runs from base 329 to 1750 and encodes 473 amino acids.